UAUUAGGAUUGAUUUUACAUUUUAAAAAAAUAAUGUAAUAAUUUACAUUGGUUCUUCUUCUCACGUAUAUGUUGUUUGGUGAGUGCAUUGUUUUGUUGUCUGUGAAGGAGAAAAUGUACAAGACACAGUUGCAAGAGCUAUGCCACAAGAGAAGGUGGGGUUUGCCAAAGUACUCUGCCAUGAAAGAUGGUCCAGAUCACAUGCCAAGCUUUAAGGCUUCUGUUCAUGUCAAUGGUGCCACCUUCACUUCUUUGGGUGCCUUUACUUCCCUUAAGGAAGCUCAUAACCAAGCAGCUAUGCAUGCUUUCCUCAAUUUCUCUUCUGAUAUGGAUCAUUUUUGCAAAAACCAGCUUCAUAACAAUGCUCCAAAGAACAACCUUGACCCACCUGAAUUUACAUGUAAAAUUGAGGACCUGCCUUCUGACAGUCACUAUAAGGCCACAGUCCAAGUUAAUGUGCAAUCUUCUGAAAGCCCUGCAUUUUUCAACACAGCAAAAGAGGUAGAACAGGCUGCUGCACAACUUGAUUUAAUGCCAUUGUCACCUGACAUCUUUGAGAAGGGCGACUCUGAUUCAUUCAUGACUUCACUGCUGAAAUUAACUGAGAGAGAAGGCUUUUGCAAACCAACAUGUAAAACUAUGCAGGCUGGUUCUCCUCACAUGCCAACUUUCUUCUCUACUGUGGAAAUAGAAGGUGUGGAAUUUCAUGGAAAGGGAAGUAGAUCCAUGCAACAGGCAGAAGAGGAUGCUGCAAAGAUUGCUUACAUUGCAUUAAAAGGGUAUGAACUUUUGGACCUUUACUUGAAGGAGACUUCACUUGCUAAUGUCAAAAUUAGCAAUGAGGUGCAGAAUCCAUGUUUUCAACAGUCGCCUGAGGAAGAGAUAAUGGAUAACAGGUGUUCCUCGUCUUGUAAACCGGUUUCCAGUUCUUGACUAAAAUCAUUUCCACUUUCACAUGUUAAUGCUUCUUGUCUGACAAUUUCCGAGUCCAACAAGGCAAAGACUCCCACAAGUAGUUACUCGUUGUGUGACAAGUGUUUUUAAUUGUCCAAAUAAAAAAAAAAUCAAUAAAAUCAUCUCAUGAAAAACAGUUUGAAAGAUUAUAAUUUG
Molecule: messenger RNA, 1109 nt
Organism: Cajanus cajan (pigeon pea)
Lineage: Eukaryota; Viridiplantae; Streptophyta; Magnoliopsida; Fabales; Fabaceae
Product: double-stranded RNA-binding protein 1
Source: RefSeq, a predicted model, not a curated record